This is a messenger RNA of Daucus carota subsp. sativus, 1343 nucleotides long. RefSeq lists its product as uncharacterized. Lineage: Eukaryota; Viridiplantae; Streptophyta; Magnoliopsida; Apiales; Apiaceae. The transcript has 6 exons. The record is from RefSeq and is a predicted model, not a curated record. The coding region runs from base 66 to 1220 and encodes 384 amino acids.
AUGAAUCAAAUAAUGUUCCUACUGUGGAGAAGCUCAAGCUGCUAAAAAGUAGUGCUCCUGGUUCAAUGGAGAAAUAUUUGGAGUUACGUGAGCAAGAAAAGCAGGCUGCGAUCCUGCAGUCCCAAUCCCAACCAGAAAAUCAAGAGUCCCAACCAGAAAGUGAUGCACCAACUGAAGUAGAGAAGAGAAAGAGAGGAAAAUCCAAACUAGGUCAUGUCCAUACGCGAGGUGAGAAGAAGGAGAUCAAGCUGUCGGAUCUAGGCCAACCUAUAUCAGAUGAUGACGAUCAUUUGCUAUCUGAGUUCAGCAAUUUCUUAGGAACAACGGUAAGGGAGUUUGUUUCUCUAACAUGUCGUAGUUGGAGUGAAGUUCCUGAAAAAGACAUCCUAUGGCAGUAUGUGAAGGAUAAAUACAUCAUUCCUGAGGAGGGUUAUAAAUGGGUAAUGACAACGAUGCGUGAUCAGUUUAGGGCAUACAAAGCUCGCAUCAAGAGGGAACAUUAUAGUAAGUAUGGUACUGAUGAGGAGAGGCUCGAGAACAGGCCGAGGGAUGUCCCUUUGAAAGAUUUUAAAAUGCUUUUAAUUUAUUGGGCUGAUGAAAAAAUAAAGGACAAGGCGAUAAAAAAUAUAAGGGCUCGAAGCUUUGUAAGUGAAACACAUACCGUCGGGCCUAGGAGUUUCGCCCAAGUCUGCCACAAAAUGGCAAUUGCAAGGGAACAGGCGGCUAAACCGGAUGAACCAGCACCACCAAUAUCAGAUGCUGACAUUUAUGUGAAAACACGCAAAAGAGACUCUGCACGAGAGUAUAAGCUACCUACUGAUGCGGUUGAAAAAAAGAUUGAAGAUGUUGAAAAACUUCUUAAAACAGGAACCGUUGAGGAUGCUAACAAACUUGUAUAUGGUGACAAGAAACACAGCCGCUCGUACCUACUAGGUAGACUUAUUCAGAGAAGGGAAGCAAAGGGGAAAUCUGUGACACACACUGAGGCUACUAUCUCUGAUCAGGUGUUGGCCAGUUUGACAGAAAAGAUCCGAGAACAACUUGCUCAAGAGAUGGAAGAAAAAAUGGAUCAGAAGGUUCGGGAGAAUGUCAAGGCAAUGGUGCCCAAGUUGGCAGAAAAGAAUCCAGACCUCAAGAUUGAUAUUCAAGACCUCAGUGUCGAGCCGACGUAUGAUGCCUCUGCAAGUGGAGCGAACACAGCCACCACGGACACUACUUGACUUGAUGUGUGAUGCACUUAGAUACUCUAAUCAUAUUUUGCAAAGUUUAACUUGUAAUGUAAUGCAUGAUGACGUAGGAAUUUUAAGACUUUGAACUGCUAUUUUACUUGGAUGGUUGAAUUA